CGUUCCGCAUCCAAAUAGAAGUUCGAACGCUGCUUGGAAAUGUCGCGUCUGGUUAAACUAACUGCUCUGCUGGUGCUGGGACUUGUGUGCCUGGGAGCUGCCUCGGCCAAGCCGCAUGAGGAAAUGACCAAGGAUCAUGCCACAGAGCUGGCCAACGAGUGCAAGGCGGAGACGGGAGCCACUGAUGAGGAUGUGGAGAAGAUGAUGAAGCACGAGGAGCCCGAGAGGCACGAGGCCAAGUGCCUGCGCGCCUGUGUGAUGAAGAAGUUCCAGAUUAUGACUGAGGACGGGAAACUGAGCAAGGAGCAUGCCAUGGAGAUGGUCAAGGCCAUUAGCAAGCACGAUGCGGAGAAGGAGGCUGCUCCCGCUGAGGUGGUGGACAAGUGCGAGGCCCUUGUGGCCCCCGAGGAUCACUGCGAGGCAGCCGUGGCCUACGAGGGCUGCAUCUAUGAGCAGAUGAAGGAGCACGGCCUGGAGCUGGAGGAGCACUAAACAACAAGGAUACAAACCAACCCGCGAACCCUUUGCAGAACCACAAGCGCCCCCCUGGAAUAUAAGUCUAUGUAUUUUUUUUUUUCAUUUGUAAACUAUGACUAGUCUUUAAGAAACUGAUAAACCUGAGCAACUGCAAAA
This is a messenger RNA of Drosophila kikkawai, 633 nucleotides long. It is a transcript of the gene Obp19d, whose product is annotated as Odorant-binding protein 19d. Gene Ontology annotation, molecular function: odorant binding. The record is from RefSeq and is a predicted model, not a curated record. Gene Ontology annotation, biological process: sensory perception of smell. NCBI's taxonomy places the organism in Eukaryota, Metazoa, Arthropoda, Insecta, Diptera, Drosophilidae.